Raphanus sativus (radish) is the source of this 2097-nucleotide messenger RNA. Its product is annotated as kinesin-like protein KIN-10B. Lineage: Eukaryota; Viridiplantae; Streptophyta; Magnoliopsida; Brassicales; Brassicaceae. The coding region runs from base 90 to 1919 and encodes 609 amino acids. Gene Ontology annotation, molecular function: microtubule binding; microtubule motor activity; ATP binding. The transcript has 12 exons. The record is from RefSeq and is a predicted model, not a curated record. Gene Ontology annotation, biological process: mitotic spindle organization; microtubule-based movement.
CGCUCACUCACUCGUGCUAAACUCAAAUUUGAAAAAAAAAGGUCAUCUCUCUCUCUCUCUCAAAGGAUCGGUCUAACACACACAGAGAGAUGGAUUCGAAAACCCCAGUGAAAACCAAAAUUCAUGAUUCGUCAAAUAAGGUAAGGGUCGUCCUUAGGGUUCGUCCCUUUCUUCCGCGAGAGAUCUCCGACGUCCAGCCGUGUGUUUCCUCCGUAAUCGACGACGGUGGUGACAGAGAUGAUGCAAGCGAAGUGGCGGUUCAUAUCAAAGAUCCACUUAGCUGUCGCAAGGAAUGCUAUGAGCUGGAUGCCUUGUUUCACGACGAAGAUGAGGAGAAGGUAUCGAAGCAGAUAUUUGAUAAAGAAGUAAAUCCUUUGAUUAUUGAGGGGAUUUUUAAAGGUAUCAACGCUACAGUGCUUGCUUUUGGAGCUACAGGAAGCGGAAAGACCUUUACCAUGCAGGGAACCGAUGAGCUACCUGGCCUAAUGCCAUUAGCCAUGUCCACCGUUCUGUCUAUCUGCGAUAAGACAGCAAGUAGAGUAGAGGUUUCAUAUUAUGAAGUUUACAUGGACAGAUGCUGGGAUCUCCUACAAGUUAAACCCAACGAGGUUGCCAUUUUGGACGAUAAGAAUGGACUAGUUCAUCUCAAGGGACUCUCUAGUAUCCCUCUUAACUCUAUGUCUCAGUUUCAAGAGGUCUACUCAUGUGCCGUUCAGCGCAGGAAAGUUGCACACACUGGUUUAAAUGAUGUCUCUAGUAGAAGCCACGGUGUGCUUGUCAUCUCAGUUACCUCGCAAGGGGGUGUCACUGGAAAAAUCAAUCUGAUUGAUCUGGCAGGUAAUGAAGACAAUAGAAGGACAGGCAAUGAAGGAAUCCGUCUACAAGAGAGCGCCAAGAUUAACCAGUCACUAUUUGCACUGUCCAAUGUGGUUUAUGCACUGAACAAUAACCUGCCAAGAGUGCCUUACAGGGAAAGCAAAUUGACUAGAAUAUUGCAGGAUUCACUUGGUGGGACAAGUAGGGCUCUCAUGGUAGCAUGCCUGAAUCCUGGAGAAUACCAAGAAUCUCUUCGCACUGUUAGCCUCGCUGCAAGGUCAAGGCACAUUUCAAACAUUGUGUCUAUGAAUCCAAAGGUUGAGACCCCCAAGGUUAAAGUAGAUAUGGAAGCAAAACUUCAAGCUUGGAUGGAAUCAAAAGGCAAGACGAAAAGCUCGCAUAGGAUGAUGGCAAUACGUUCUCCACUGAUGGGUACAAAUCAAAGUUCAAUAUCUCAAAGCUCGGUUAAGAAACUCGGGGUUCAUAGAUCAUCCGUUGCAAAAAAUGCUCUUACUGGCAAAGAACAGAGAAACGCAUUUGUGAGCGCCAGGAACUUAUUUGGUGGAGAAACUUCUGAUGCUUCACAUUUAUGGGAACCAAUACAGAAUCUGCACUUAGCUUCUCCAACCAAAGAAGAUGAGAGAGAGACAUCUGGCGAAGAGAAUAUGUUGUUCUCAGAGGCAAGCAUGAGAGAUAACCAAUUGGAGGUCGAGAAGAAUUAUACUGAACUCAGUCCUCUCCGGGAAGCUCUAUCUCCGAUAGACGCAAAUGCAAUGACCCCAAAAGCACCUCUUCUUUCUGGGAACGCUAAGAAUUUGCAGAUGAGUGGCACUUGCCAGAAGUUCAAUGCCUGGAGCACUAAUUUAAAGACUUCCCUCAUAAAUGAAUAUAUUCACUUCUUGAAUACAGCCAACAGAGAAGAGCUAAUGGAGUUAAAGGGAAUUGGAGAGAAGAUGGCUGAGUACAUUAUCGAACUCAGAGAAACAAGCCCUGUAAAAUCGCUUGCUGACUUAGAGAAGAUCGGCUUCACCUCAAGACAGGUACAUAACUUAUUCAAAAGAGCUACUGAAGGAAUUCUUGCUGCUUCCACAACAACACCUUAGUUUUGUUGUCUUUAUCAAAACAAAACACUUUGGUUUAUUCAAGAAAAGUGUGUACUGUGUGUGUCCGGAAUAGUUUUCAUUAUGCUUGUUCUUGUCUACCUAAACCUUAUAAUCAGGGAGACAUUGCUUUGAUUGAGUAAGAAAGAAGCAAACUCAUAAAUUUCUGAUUGAAACUUCA